AUUCCUGUUAGAAAAAAAAAACAAAAAAUCUCAUUUUUUAUUCACAAAAAAAAGAAGAGCAACAACAUCAAUAAUAAUAAUAAUAAUACGAUCACUUCCUACAAUAAAAUAUUUCUAUUAGCUCUCUUCCUUUCCAUGUCCUGCCUAUCUACAAUUUACUAUUAUUAAAAUAUUUUUUUUCUUCAAAGAUCCUUCCGUCUUCCUCUUCUUGCUGCUCUUCCUUUUUUUUCUGCAACAAAAAAAUAAAUUAUUUUCGGUUCUUUAAAUUCUACAACAUGCAACAUUCGUGUGACCAUGUGACACACCACACAAUACAUUUAAAACAAAUGCAAUUGCCACAACACACAUAAAACAUUUCUUAUGUCUGUUGUGGACACAUGUGCUUGUGUCACUCACACAUAUGAAGUAAGUAAUACGAUAAUUAAAGUAGAAAGAAGGAAUAGAAAAGUUUUUUAUUUUAGUCUUGAAAUAUUUCUCGAGUCGAGUGGACGUUACGUCUUCGUGUGACUUAAUUUUUUCUGCCUGAUUCUGAAAAGAUUUUGAAAUUCUUUGUUGUUUUUUUUUGUUGUCAUUCGCGUUGUAACUUUUAUUAUUUUAGUAACGAAAAAAAAAAAAUGAACUGUAAAAUGCGGAAAAAAUAUCGAUAAAAUAUUUUAUUAAAAUAUUUAUUGCGUGAUACUAAGUGUAAUUAAUAAUUCAUCAAUUCUGCUGACUGCAUAUAAAAGGAAAAUUGUUGUUGUAGAAAAAAAUCACUAUAGUGGAAGUGAAUACACACGUAGAAAAAAAUAAUAAUAAAAUAAUCGUAAAGUGAUCGUUAAAAAGGGUCAAAUUGUAAUCUGGUAGGGAACAACAAAUCACCCACAAAGAAAUAAUUAUUAUUAUUACUUAAAUUAUUCAUGUUGUCGGUUUGAAAUGAGAAAAUUGAAAAUAUUAAGUCUAAUUACGAGUAAACACAGAAUGAACAUAAUGUGAGAUAAUGCAACAUAAUUGGGAAAAGAAAUGACAAAAGCUUGAAUCACGACAUUCAGCAACUAGUGUUGGUUUACCGUCAAGAAUUGUGAUACAAAGGUGACGAUUUAAAGGUCGAGUGUUUAAGUUUUCUAGUGAAAAAUAAUAAUUUUAAUAACGAAUUUUUAAAAUUCAAAUUUUAACGGACUUUUAAGAUUUGAAAUAAAAUUUGAACGAAAGAAAAACUCAAAAGAUAAAAUUCAACGGACAAAACCAAAAUUUUAUCUUAAAACUCAAAGUGCAGCGACAAGAAAAUAUUCCGAAAAAACUCAAUUCUGUUCAUACAGACGCGAAACACAAGAAAACGAUCGAGAGAACUAACUUGUGAAUCCGGUUUUUGAAUUUGAAUUGGUUAACGAAAGAAGAAGAAAACAAAUCGUUUCGCUGGUGUAGUGUUGUGCCUUUGUUGUGCCUCGUUGUGAUUAUUUACCUUCUGAACUCAACUUGAGUUACUUUUUUUUACUACGAGGCUUGCUAUUUGCCGUGCCUUUUUUUACUGCUGCCUGAUAUUUUUUCUCUUCUUCACUGCGGAGCACACAAAAGUGUGAAAUAAGAGCGCGCAAAAAAAAAUCCAGCAUCACAAAAAAAUUAAUUUAUAAUCAGGAACAUGUUUUGGAAUUCAUUGGUUUUUGGUUGACGAAAAUUGAACGAUAACAAUAAGCAAGAAAAUAUUGAUAUCACAAAAAAACUGGCGAAAAUAAACUAAACUGAAUGUAAGGAACAAUAUAAGAGUGAUAAAGCUGAUAUAGAGAAGGCUGAUAAGGACUUACAAACACGCUUAUUAUAAGUGAUUAAAGGGAAGAAAAAUUAAAUAAUUAUAAUGGCACUGAUACUGCAGACAGCUGACCAAACAUUUGGUGAUGAUUCAUCGCGUCGUCGAUCGACAUUUUAUGUCGCAUUAUCAACGGAAGACUUGACAUCACGUGAGGAUGAUGAUGAUGUGAAGAAGUCAAAUGAAAAUAUUUAUAAUCCAAAUUUAAGUGGAUAUUCAUGUGAUUGGAGCCUUAAUGACUCAAUUGAGAGUUCCGAUAUAUUAAGAGAGAAAUCAAAUUACACAUCAGAUGAUAGUAAUCGAUUAAAGCGUUAUGGGAUUGUAUUGAAUGGAAGUGUAAAUAUAGACGAUAGUAAUUUAGAAGUUCAUGCAAAUCACAAACGUACAAAGACCAAAAACAUUACAUCCUCAACGCCAAUAAAGGAAAUUGUAAAAUGUAAAGAAAUCGUUGAGACUUUAGUGCCCAUAACAGUCACAAUAACCAGUCCAAUAAAGGAAAAAUCAAAGACAUUGCCGGUGAAAGAAUCACAGCCGCAAACAUUUCCACCCAAAAAUUCAUUCAUUCUCAAGUCAACACCAAAAAUAUCAUCGUCAAUCAACUACACAUCACUCUCAGAUUCAUCGGCUCUAUUUCCACACGAACAUAAGCCAACUGCAACGCCAAAGAAGUCAUUGAGCUUCAUCCGGCGUACACAUUCGACAAAAUUAUCACGUAACAAUUCGCUACUCAAAUCGCUGACGUCGAAAUGUGUUGAGCAUUCAAAUGAGAGUCUACCGGUAAAUGUAUAUGACUUGUCAGUCGAGAGACUUGAAUUGUAUUUAAAGGCUGAGAAUUGUGAUGACUUGAUGAAGGAGCUGUUCUUACGUGAACCACUUGAUAUAUCGUCGUCGGAUAGUUGCGAGAAAAAUAAUAAUAAUAAUAAUAAUAAUACUAAUCAUAAUAAUAAGGAGAACGAGGACGACGAUGACGUGCAUUCUGACACAUCUUAUGAGAAAGCAUGCAGACGCGGAUCAGCUCCCAGCACACCGAUGCUUACUCAAAAACCUGAAUCAUCAACCUCACGAUUCACGAUAUUUUUCUCAAAACGUCUGAGCUCGUUUAGAUCAAAUCCAUUAAAACGCACAAAAUCGGUGACAAAAUUGGAGAGAACGAAACGAGGAAAUGGAAGUGGUGGAGGAAUUCGUGGAUCACGAUCGCAUGAGAGUCUCUUAUCCAAUCAUGCUGUAAUGUCGACAAUCGAUUUAUCAGUGAUUGGCGCUGUAGGUGUUGCGCCUGUUCAUUCAUCCGUUCUCGGACGACGUCAUUGUUUUCAAGUUCGUGGAGGACCACGUGGUGAACGCUAUUACAGCUGUGGCUCACGUCAAGAACGUGACCUUUGGAUUUAUAGUCUAAGAAAAUCAAUUCAACCAAAUGCUGAAAGUAUUCGACGAACAGACAACUCAUUAAAAAUGUGGAUUUAUGAGGGGAAAGCACUGCCACCAAAGAAAAAAUAUUUUUGUGAGAUAUGCCUCGAUAAGACACUUUAUGGACGAACGUCGGUGAAACUUAGAACCGAUUUAUUAUUUUGGGGUGAACAUUUUGAUUUUCCUGACAUACCCGAAAUUAAUGUCAUUUAUGUCAACGUAUUUCGAGAAUGUGAAAAGAAGAAGAAACGUGAUAAGCAUGUCCUGGUUGGUACUGUAAAAAUUCCAAUACACGAAGUCACAAGUCGGACAUUUUCGGAAGAUUGGUAUCCAAUUAUAGCCGAUAAGCAUGAUAGUUUAAGUAAGAAUUCAACAAAGGAACCAAUACCAACAUUGAGGAUUAAGUGUCGAUUUCAGAGUAUUGAUAUUCUACCAAUAGAUGUAUAUUCACCGUUUCAAGCAUAUCUCAAGGAGCAUUACAAAAAGAUUUGUGAAUGCUUAGAGCCAGUGAUUGGAGUUAAGGCUAAGGAAGAUAUUGGACAGGCUUUAGUACUACAAAUGCAUCAUCAAGGAAUGGCAGCUGAAUUUUUAACAGAAAUCAUUACACUUGAUUUACUUCGUGUUGGUGAUCAACGGCUAACAUUCCGUGGAAAUUCACUAGCUACAAAGAGCAUGGAAGCUUUUCUUAAACUUACCGGUGAACAAUACCUUCAGGAUACACUCUCAGCACCAAUAAAUGAAAUAAUUGCAUCAGAACGUGAUUGUGAAGUUGAUCCAUUAAAGGCAAGUGGCUCUCUGUCACGUCAACAACAGUCAUUGAGAAGUGCUGUAAAGCUUGCAUGGAAUGCUAUUUAUGACAGUCACCGACAAUUUCCAUCACAACUUCGGGAGUGCUUUGCCACCUUUCGUGAACGUUUAUUAAACAUAAAUCGUGAGGAUAUGGCUGAUAAUUUAAUAUCUGCAAGCAUAUUCUUAAGAUUCCUUUGUCCUUCAAUUUUAUCGCCGAGUCUAUUCAACAUUACAAAUGAAUUGCCAUCACAACGAGCGACGAGGAACUUGACACUUGUCGCUAAGACACUUCAGACUCUUGCGAACUUUACAAGAUUCCAAGGCAAAGAAAAUUUUAUGGAAUUCUUGAAUGAUUUCCUUGAACAGGAAGCUCCUCGAAUGAAGGACUUCCUCAAUAAGAUUUCUUCACGUGCGGAACUCCAUCACAACGAUACAAUCCUUGAAUGGUCAGGCUACAUUGAUCAAGGCAAACAAUUGUCAGUCCUACACUCACUCCUGACCGAGAAUCUCCCCAAGUUACCACCACAAAAGCAAAAUGAAAUGACACAAUUGACAUCGAUACUCGAUCGUGUCAGUCAAAUUAAAGAAUCAACGGAGAAUAAUUACCAACGGCACUUAUCGGAACAGAAUUUCCAAUCGAUGGAUAAAUUGAAUGGAAGACAACCAUCGAUGAGCUCAUUACAUGGAUUACCAAGUCAACCAAAUCCUGAGAGAGGAAUCAUUCGUGGUGUUUUGACACCAAAUUCAUUGCAGAAAAAUAUUUUCUGCUACAACGAUCCAACUGUCUACUCCCUCCUUAACGGAGAACAAAAAAUGAGCUUCAAUCCACUCCAGCAUUCACAUUCAACAUCGAGUAUCCAAUCAUCUCAUCUUCAUAACAAUUCAAUCAUGAAUAAUGCAAACAGUAUUCAACAUCAUAAUAUAACUAGCACUAAGCGAGAUAAUUACUAUCAAAUUACAAGCAGUUUGGCACGAAAUGAGCCAAAGAGUCCGGCAUCAUCAUCGAUGCGUGCGAGUACACUGCCAAGAAAUAAUCAACAAAUUCAAAAUGAUGAGACUAAUAUCAUACAAAUUGGACUUGAUCCGAGUAAUCCAUUCUCAAGGAAGAGUCCAACGCCGAGAAUGCAUCAAGGCUUAUUGACAACAGCAAAUGCAAAAGCUCAACCAUCCGUGUAUACGAAUGGACGUCAAUUAAAUGGCUCACAAUUAAGUUUGAUAAGUGAUCGAUCACAGAACCAAUAUUAUCAUAUUCAGCAACAGCAACAUCAUAUUCAACGUACGAAUGCAUUGAAUUUAGGCAUACCACAUACUGAAGCUGGUUCGUCAUCAUAUGAAUCACCAAAUAGCAAUAUGCCACGUGAUCUCGAAGAUUUUGAUGACUUAAUUAAAUACAGUGAGGAAAUGGAACAGCGACAACAAAAAAUACAAGACCCAAGUGGCAUCCACCAUCAUCCAAAUUUGAAAGCAAAGGGUAGCAAUGUCUCGAUUGGUCAUUCAUCUGGCUAUCAAUCUAUUCAAACGCAAUCACAGAGUUCCAGUCCAAUUGAGAAUGUGAUUAUAACAUCAAAUGGUCAUCCAAAUGUAAAUGCACAGUCAAUCAUUCAGCAAAAUAUUGAAUUCUUUAAUGCUAAAAUUCAAAAUUCGAGUUCAUCAAGUAACGCAAGCACAACAACACGUCCUACAAAAUUAAAUGGAAAAUACGGUUACAUAAGUCCAAAAUAUUCAGUCAAUCCACCACUCGCAUUCAAGAAUCCACUCUAUCAACUACAAAAUGGCACUAAUAUUGAUGCAAAGAGUUCAUCGCUGACACCAUCAAGUAGUGAGGAGAGGAUAACAAUAGAUGACAGACAAAACGUUUUGAAUAAUAAUAAUUUAGUCUCAUCAUCGACAAAUGUGCCGGGUGUAAUCGAUACAUCAUCGCUUAAUGGACGUAGAAUGGGCAGUAAUCGAAUGCCAAGAACAAAUCCACUUGUUCAGUAUAAACGUGAUGAUGGAAUUUACGACAAUCAUCAUAAUAAUAAUAAUAACAAUAAUAUCCCCAACAUCAACAAUAAUAACAAUAAUCAGUUGGCAUAUUUCAACAAUCGAUAUGAGCGUCGUCUUAGUGUUGAGUCGGCAAGGACAUUAUCAGACAGUUCAAGUGAUACAGAAGUUCAUCAUCAUAAAGAAGGCAAACGACGUCGUAACAUGAACAAAUCGUCAAUCGAACAAUGCGAGAAAGAAAUUCAUCGAUUACAAUCGAGUGUUGAUAUUUUACGUCAGAAAUUGGAAGAAUCUGAGUUAAAGGAGACGAGCGAUAGUAUUGACGCAUUAGCGAAUCAGAGUGACAGUAAAAUUAGAAGUAUUAUAUCAAGAUUGCUGGCAAUGGAAGAAGAGCUUCGACGUGAACAAUACAAAAUGUCUCUAAUAAUAAAUCACAAGCAACGCGUUAUCGAAGCACAAGGUCAACAAAUUGCAGAGCUAGAUGCUGCCAAUAAUCGUCUAUUAUCCGAGUUGACAUGCUUAAGAAAUCGAUAUGAAAUGAAAAAUGGAACUUUUCAAGAGAAGCAAGUGUUGGCUGUAACGGAGGAUGAUGACACGACCAAUUUUUAAACACAUGAAAUGAGAAAUGGGAAGAAAGAUAAAUUCACAAAUGUUUAAGUAGUUAAUUAAGUAGUAGAUGACGACAAGAAAUAAUUAAUUAAUGUUAAUUUUGUGGAACCAGGAAAAAAUGCCAAAAAUUUUUUUUGUAAAAAAAGCUGAAAUAGAGUUGAUAAAUUCAUGAAUUCUUUACUGCAAUGUACAUUAAAAUGAAAAUUCAUAACAAAUUAAUCACCAAAACCUCCCCCAAAAAGCAUAAAUAUUCUUCCUUCUUUUUCCAUCUCUUAACUUACUUAGACCACUGACAUGAAAAAUGUAUGUAAUUUUAAGGCUUAUAGAUCCGGUUCAUAAGUUUUGUAUUUAGUGCAUUAUGAGGAUGAAAAGAUUGUAUGACCAAAGUUGGAAGGAGCCUUAGAUCUUUGAUUUUACAUGACAAUUCAGAUUAUUGACCUUGCUGGAUGUGAAAGCUACUUUAAAUUCAUGAAACUUUGUAAUUUUUUGGUACCUUUUUAAUCAAAGCUAAUGAAUUUUUAGUGGAGCUAUGAUGAAGUUGAGUAUAUGGCUAAUCCGAAAAGAAAGUUAUCCAACCUAAACCCAAUCCUUCCAUACUCCACCUUACUCUCCAACCACAACAAUCUCAGCAAGGUCAUGAAUAAAUAAUAAUCAAAAAUCAAUCCUCACAAAAAAAAUAAAAACAAUUUCUAUAAAAACUUUAUGUCAGUCUAGAGCUUUUCCUUAUCGACCAAAGAACAAUUUCUAUUUCAUAGCAAAAAGAAACAAAAUAAAAAAAUCAUUGAAAGAAACUUAAAAGCAAAUGCUUCAUGAAUAUAUGAAUAUAAUAUAUUAAAUUCUUAUAAAUAGUUGAAAUUUUUUGGGGAUCUUAAAAUCCCUAUCAAAAAAAAAUAUAUAUUUUUUGCUGCCCAAAAAAACUAAUCAAAACUCUGCAAUUGAGUCUCGAUUGCUUCUUGACAGCCAAAAAAUCACUUUGUAACAAAUAACUUAAUUACUAAUAGUAGAAGUGCUGAGCAUUAAAAAAUAAUAAUCAGUAAAAUCUCGUCGCAAUACAAAAAGGAAGAAAGAAAUUCUUUUCUGUAGCUGUAAUUUAUAAAAUAAAAAAUACAAUUUGUAGCAAUUUGAUUGAAUGUAGAAAAUUUAAAUAAUUUUUUUUAUAUUAAAAAUUUUUAGUCUUUAAAAAUUCACUGUUUUUAUUAUUUUUUUCUUCAACAAUUUUUUUUGUUUGAUAUUUAAUUAUUGAGGAAAUGGAAGAGAAUAAAGCAAAAAUGCGAGUAUUAUUAAUGCAUAUUUUGUAAAAUCUAUGAAGAAAAAUUAUUAUUCUUAUUAUUAUUACAUAUUGUCGAGUUUUUUUUGCGCAAAUAAUGCAUGAAAAAUAAAGUGCAGAGUACAAUACAUGCAGACACAUCAAAACAUUAAAAAUUAAACUGUCUUUUGUCUUGUUUUUGAAAUUUCAGAGGGGGUGGGCAAAAGAUGUGCUUCUAGAAAUCAAACUGACUUCAGCAAAGGUGCUUGAACAUUGAACUGUGGUACUAAUGUGGAGUUUUGUUGAUUUUUCCUUUCAGAUUUGAGUGUUUUUAAGGCUACUUUCAUGUUAGCAAUUUAAAUGCCAUUGACACAAUGUGUUGCCCGGAUCAAACCAAAUACUCAAGAAACUAUGACACAAAGUCAUCAAAAGUCAUGAUUCCAUCAACCAACUCGACUUCCCAUCUCAAUAUUCACAUCCUUACCUCUCAAUCCAAUUUAAAAAAAAAUCCAUAUGCACCACACUCCAAUCUUCAAUCACCUCAUCUCCCAUCCCAUAUUCAAUUUCAUUUCUAAAUUUCAGGAUAAGCACUGCCGAUGUAAUUCGUUCCUCUAUAUCUGAAUGUAUGCGUGACAAUAUUAAAAUCUUUUCCGCCGUAAGCCAUUCGGCACUCUUGAUCUGGUCUCACUUCAAAGCAUACGGUAUAUAAAGCUAGCUCCAAUUCCGGUGAUGUACCGAUGAAUAACGAAUUUGAUGGUUUAUCAAGGCCAUUCAAUGCAAAACGAAUUUUUGCGAUUUGUCCUUUCUGAUUGUGAAAGAAUUUUCUUUAGCCAUCCUUUGUAGUCGACAUCCCUCGACUUCUCUUGUUCAGUCAAAUAAAUGUAGUUAUGUAAUCCAAUCACAUUACCCUCCUUUACUUCCGACAUGAAUACAUGCUCAAAUCCAGAACUACUAAUCUUUCCGUGACCUCUCGAAUACAUUCCAAACCAAAUUGUUUUUAAAAGUUCCUUAUGUGUUGCUGGAUCAGCUGUAACAACUCCUUUUUGGGUCAAAAAGUUCAU
This is a messenger RNA of Chironomus riparius, 8872 nucleotides long. Lineage: Eukaryota; Metazoa; Arthropoda; Insecta; Diptera; Chironomidae. The record is from the annotation of a GenBank genome assembly.